Molecule: messenger RNA, 827 nt
Organism: Chironomus riparius
Lineage: Eukaryota; Metazoa; Arthropoda; Insecta; Diptera; Chironomidae
Source: the annotation of a GenBank genome assembly
CAAAACUUUUGGAGAGAUCAAAAAUUAUAAAAUUUUUGGAAAAUCAAAACAAACGAAAAAUCUUUAAUUGUAUAAUAUCCUGAGCUAAAAAAACGAUUAGAAAUGUCUGAUGAUUAUGCACAGUUUACAAAGGGAAAGUUGAAGUUAAAGACAGACAGUGAAAUAUCCAAAAAGAAGAAAAAGAAGAAGAGUUCAAAGAAGAAUGAGGAACAAAAAAUAGCAGAAACUGACAGAGAUACAGUCCAGAUCAAGAAUGGUCCAGAACGUUUUACAAAGGCUGAAAUGGCAUUUAAAAAGAUGCAAGAAAAAAUGCAAAACAAAAGGAUCAAGGAAAAGGCACAAACUACACAUAAACAACAGGUUGAAAAGUUUAAUGAGAAAUUAGAUCAGCUAACGGAGCACUUUGACAUCCCUAAAGUUAGUUGGACAAAAUAAAUUAUGCUGUCUACUUCCUGCAUUCUUCAUGAGUCGGAUCUAAUGAACGAACAUCUCGAUGGGUUGGCGGAAGUGCAUUUAACAGAUGUUUUCCACACAUUUUACACGGUUCACUGAAUAAAGUACUAUAACUUCCAAACCAUGUUAUGAAACUUCUUAUUGCUAAUUCUGCGAAUGUUGGUGAAUAGAAGUGAAGCAUUGCAGAAUGUGCAGCCUUUUGUACUCGUCGAAAGACCUCAUAUCUCGAUUCACUCCAAUGAUCAUCUACAUUAUCCAAAGAUUCGUUAAAGCCUUUCACAGUGACCCAUUCGAUCAUUAAACCGCGCAAUAUUAUUGCUGCUUUCAAAACACGGCUCAAGUUUAUCUUCAAAUUAAUCAAUCAUAAAUUGUAC